AUGCAGCACUCCGCGGGCAGCCCUGCCGCCAGUCCAAGGCGCCAGGCCUCCCCUUCCAAGUCGGCGCUGAAGGCCCAGAGGCGCGUGCACUUUGCAGCGGAACCAGAGGUGCAGCAGUUUACCGCAGACGGGGAAUCAAGCGAUGCCGAGCAGGGCAUCACCUUGCCCACCGACGCCGACGCCAGCGCCAAUGCGGCGCAAGAUGCGCUGCCCGCGCGCCUGGCCGCGCAGCAGCUGGGCAGCCUGGCGGGGAUGUCUCGCCAGGUGCAGGAGGCCAUUCUGCACAGCCAGCGGCUGUGUGAGCGCCAGGCGUCGGUGGCUUGGCACCAUUUGCAGACAUGCCAGGGGCAGCGGCGGCAGUCUGUGCUGGCGGCUCGCCAUCAGAGCGACCUGGGGCACCUGCGCCGGUGCCUGCAUGCCUGGCGGGAGCAGUGCGGACGGCAUGAGUGGCAGUCGCAGGUCCUGUGCCGAGCGCUGGUGCUGCUGCAGCGGCAGCUGAUGGCCCGCUGCUGGCGGGAGUGGCGUCGGCAGUGCUGGCUGCGAUGGUGGAAGGUGCAGCUGGAGCUGAGGGACCAGCAGAUACAGCUGCUGGGUAUUCAGGCAAGCCAGGGCAGCAGCAGGCUGCGGCACCUGGAGAGCCGGCCGGUGCGCUACAUGGCACGCUUCCGCUUGCGUGCCUGGCUGGCAGCCUGGCGGCGGGCGGUUGAGUACCAGCAGGCAAAGCGGGCCAUGUUGGCAGCAGCAUCGCGGCAUGCUUCCCGCGCAGCAGCGCUGUCCACGUUUGCUGGGUGGCAGGCAGUGGCGGACGAGAAGGCAGCUGAUCGGCGGGACUUGCAGCGAGCAGCCUGGAGGCAGCAGGCGGCACUUGCCACGGCCACGGCAGCUCUUCUGGCCGAGCAAGCGCAAGUCAGGGCCGCCCGGCUGGUGGCCUCUGCCUUUUGCGGCUGGCAGGCAUAUGUGGAGGGCAGGCAGGGCAGGCAGCAGGCGGAAGAACUGGCGAGAGCCUCGGAGCAGCUGCGCGUGCUGGCAGCCGAGAGCGAGCAGCUGAGGCGGGACAAUGAGCGGCUGUGCCGCGUGAUUGACAGCGGGGACUGGGGGCGGCAGCGGGUGGAGGAGCUGCUGCAGGCUGGUCAGGUGCUGCAGGAGGAGCGGGAUGCCCUGGCCAAGCUGGUGGGCAGCAUGCAGCAGCAGCCGCAGCAGCAGGCGGGCUCGCUGCUGGCGGCGCCUCCGCCGUUGCACAACGCCACCAACAGUCCCAGCGUGGCUCAGCAGUUCCGCAUGCCUGCAGCCGGCAUGCACCCUGCUACAGGCAGCGCCCAGCCGGCUUGCCUCAUCGCCGCCAAACGGCCCCCCGGCUGCACCGGCGCCGCCGAUGGUGGCGGCUUGCAGCCCGCCUCCCGCCCCGCCUCGCCAGCCCGCAACAAGCUGCUGGUCAGGAGCGCUUCUUCUUUCAACGCCAUGGUGAGGGCCUUGAAGCAGGACCUUCUGCCCAGCGGCGCCCUGCAGCGCAGCCCUGGGGCAGUGUAUGAGGUGGACAAGCUGUCCCUGCACCGGCUGUCCGUGGCGGCGGCCGACGGCGGCGACGGGGCGGCGAUGGAGGUGCGGGCGGUGGGCAGCCCCGACCGGCGAGGAGUUGCUUUUGGCAGCAGUUACCCUGCCUCGCCCAAGCACCAGCUGGAUGUGGCAGCAGCAGGGGCAGCACCGGUGGGGCUCCCCGCGGGAGACCCGGCCCGCCAGAGCGGCAGCGGCCUGCUGGCUGCGGCACUGCGGCUGCAAGGAAUUGGCGGCAGGAGCGUGGGGCUGCAUAGGGGAAGCAGAUGA
Molecule: messenger RNA, 1821 nt
Organism: Chlorella variabilis
Lineage: Eukaryota; Viridiplantae; Chlorophyta; Trebouxiophyceae; Chlorellales; Chlorellaceae
Exons: 6
Coding region: 1-1821 (606 amino acids)
Source: RefSeq, a predicted model, not a curated record